Molecule: messenger RNA, 4121 nt
Organism: Myxocyprinus asiaticus (Chinese sucker)
Lineage: Eukaryota; Metazoa; Chordata; Actinopteri; Cypriniformes; Catostomidae
Product: vasorin-like
Exons: 3
Coding region: 349-2343 (664 amino acids)
Biological process (GO): negative regulation of transforming growth factor beta receptor signaling pathway
Cellular component (GO): extracellular matrix; plasma membrane
Molecular function (GO): transforming growth factor beta binding
Source: RefSeq, a predicted model, not a curated record
CAGCGGAGAAGCGGAGAGUUGAAGUUUCGUUCCGCGGACACUUGGAGUGCGCGCCUUUACGCGGACACUUCCCAAAGGGACUUUCUAUUGAAAGCAUUACAUAACAGCUUUCCUCGUGCAUAUGAGAAGUAGAGUUGUUAUAAAAUUUGGAAAGGAAGGCGAGGACUUGGAUAAAUAAAGGCAGGACUGACGGAACGCAUUCGGGACUCUCGCGGUGCGUUUUUACCGGUGAUGCGCUUGAGCUGAGCUAACGGAAGACGUAGAGUGAAGAAGAAAGAGGAGUGGACAAGAGGAGACGAACUGUCCCGUCAUACACUCUGGUUGUGAGGGGUGCAUGUAGGCAGCAACAUGAAGCCCUUUGUCCCUCUUCUGCUGCCUCUCCUCCUCUAUCAACUCCUGCCAUCCCUGGUGCUAACCAACACCUGUCCAACAGACUGUACCUGUGCAGUCCAAGACUCCAUAUUCUGCUUCAGUCGCCGGGCCACAAAAAUGCCUAGUGAGGUGCCCACAGCAACUAAGAAUCUCUAUGUCUUCAAGAAUGGCAUUGAGACUCUUUCCCAGGAGGACUUCAAUGGCUUGAGCAGCCUGGAGAUGCUGGAUCUAAGUCAGAACAAGCUGACAGAGCUGCCAGAUCGUAUCUUCGAACACCUCUCCUCUCUCCACAACCUGGACCUCUCGGCCAACCAGAUUGUUCACAUAUCCCAGGAGAGCUUUGCAGGGCUGGAACUUCUGGAGAGGUUGUAUCUCUACAGCAAUCUCAUAGAAAGCAUUCAUCCUGCAGCUUUUGAUGGACUAGAGCAGUUAAUAGAGCUCAAGCUGCAAGGAAACAAACUGACAACACUGCCUGCUCUUAAAAUGCCCCAUUUGCUCUUACUGGACUUACGGUUCAACAGCAUCCCCUCACUAGGGCCAAAGGACCUCCAGACACCCAAGUUGGAGUCACUGAAACUGGGCGGGCUGGGGCUUUCCAGCCUCGAUGAGGAUCUCCUAGGAAGCUUUAAAAACCUCCAUGAGCUGGACAUCUCCAACAAUCAAUUAACUACUUUUCUACCAGUAUUGCGGGAGGCGAAGGGCUUGGUUACUCUCAGUCUUGCUGGGAAUCCAAUGAGCCCUGUGAAAUGGGAGGACUUUGAAAAACUUACAGAGCUUCAAGAGCUGGACAUCAGCAAUCUCAGUCUCCAAGGCUUGCCGGAGACCCUAACCCGGCUCUUUCCUCUCCUGCAAAGACUGACCGUUGCCGAGAACCCUUUUAACUGCCUGUGCAACCUGGCUUGGUUUCCUAGCUGGCUUCGAAAAAAGCAGAUUCAGUUGGGUAGAACUGAAGAGACACGAUGCCACUUUCCUCCAUUGAAUUCUGGUAAGGUGCUGGAGAGAUUGGGACAUCGAGACUUUGGAUGUCCAGUGACCACAACCGUUACGACUCGCACGGUGAAGACCACUGUGGUACCUCCAGCUCUGGUCACCAGUUUGCCAAGCACAUCACAUGCGGUUCUCCAUGCCAAGCCAAGUGGAAACCCUUCUACAGAAACCAGAAACAACCCUCCUCCUCCUACGCCAAGUACUAGCAUCGACCCAGACCUCAGAACAACCUUCUGCCCAACAAAUAUCUGCCUCAAUGGAGGAACAUGUUGGCUUGAUAAUGAGGGACACCUGGAAUGCAUUUGUCCACCAGGAACAUUAGGUACAUAUUGCGAAAAUGACUUACCUACUGUAUUCACCACUGUGGCACCUGAAAUUACCGCAACAAAAGUAACUAGCUCAUCUAUACUUUUGGACCUUCAUAGGUACAUUGAGAUGCGUCCACACAUCCGUGGAGUACGGUUAACCUACAGGAACCUCUCAGGCCCGGAUAAGCGUCCCAAGCAACUCAACAUUCCUGCUUCUUACCCGGAGUACACACUACGUGGACUCCAGCCAAACUCUACAUACUCUGUAUGUGCCAGUCCAUUGGGUGAGUCUGGCAACAUGGAUAGCAUAUGCACUGAAUCCCAGACGGUGAGCCAGCAGCCAAGUCCUACUGGAGCACGACUGGAGAACCCAAAGAUCACCACAAUGCUCAUCCCUGCAGUCGCUAUCCUUCUUCUGCUAGUUCUAAUCGCCAUUGCCGUUGCCGUGGCUUGCUACAUGCACCGGAAAAAAUCAAAGGGACAGCUGGAUCUCGAAUGUGAUUCCUCACAGCUCGAGUUAAAUGGUUUGGACAAUGGCACUCUGCCUCAAAAGAAAGAGAUUAUCUUGUGUCCGUCAACAGUGCAGAACGGUGGCUUGGACUAUGAGGUUCCACUCAUGCAGAAUCACUGUACUGCUAACAACAACGUGAACAGUUUAAAGCCAUCAUAUUUCUAAUCACGAAUUAAAGUUUGGGUUAUUUACCUGCUAAAGUAUGAAUGCUGUAGCCUUACCUUCUCCAUUACCUAAAAAGGUACCACUGUGGACAGCAGUGUGAUCAGCCACCAGGUUCUUUGUGAAGACACGAUGGUUUUAGCUGGUGCAAUCUUGCUAGGAUUUUUCUGAUGGAGUAUAUUUAGUCCUCCGAAAGUGCCUUUACCAUACCAGAUCUGAAAGAAAUCUGAAAACCAAAAAAUCUGCAUUCAUUUUGUCUUUGAAACAAAGUUCUUGGUGCACUUGGCUGCCACUUAAAAAAGGAAAUAAGGCUGACUGAAAAACGUUGGUAAUAUUUCGACGUGUAGCACCUGUGUGCAACUCUAAGGAGCUGCACUAACUGUGAACCAGCCCUACAUUUAAUUGGGCAAUUGAAGAUAUGGACUUCUUAAGGCAUUCGAAGGCUGAUGCUUGUGAUACCUUGAUUUGCUUCGUGAAGUUGCAAAUAUUGUUUUUGUUUGUACUUUUUUUAUUUUGUAACUUUUUUUUGGCACAAUGUUUUUGUACAGAUAUGUGACUGUUGCCAGGCUGCUCAUCCCCCCCACCUCUCGUGACUUACAAAGCAGACAAAACACUAGCUUGUAACUUUGAAGAUUAAAAUUGACUUGCACCACCAAGUGAAUCAAAGGCUUUACUUUAGAAAUGUCAGAGAGUCUAAGUAGUUAAAUGUCUAUACAGACUUGAAACUAAAUCCCUCCUCUAUUUUUCAGCACCAAUCCCCCUUUGUCCUCAAAAACAGAGACAAAACUAAAAGACACACAGGGCAGGUGACUGACUGAAAAGCAGAUUAAUGUACAUUAUGUCUGUUGUAAAUAGUAAAUCAUUGUAAGCUACAAUCCCUUAUGGGAGCCUUUCUGUUUGUGUAACAAAAAAGAGGUUAUUUCCUAAUCCACAGUUCAAAAUUAGCCGUAAUUUUGUGUUGUCAGUCUGCAAAAUUAGUCUUUGCACUAUUUACAAGUUACUUGCCAGAAGGUUUCACCUUUGCUCACUUGCAUAUUUUACAUGUUUUAUGUUUAAAACAAUAAGAUGUGAAUUAAAAUAGUUCAGAGCUAGAGCUAAUGUAUGAAUGAGGUAGCAGAUUUAGUUUAAUCUAAACCAGCAGACUAAUCUAAGACAAACCAAAAAAUAAUUUAAAACACACACUCCAAAUCCAAAUCUCCAAACCCAAUGGUUUACAAAGAAAGAGCAUACAAUUAUUUAAAACAACCAUCCAUGUUCAUUUAUGACACUUACGUGUAAUUUAAAAUGAGGGAGCAGCUGAAUAUACGGUAGGUCCUUAAGAGUUUUUCAUGGUUAUGUUUACGGUAAAAUGCCAAACCGAGACAGUGGGGAGCUGUGCUGAUUUACCUCUGUGAGGAAAUGUGUUACUAUUUUAGCGCUUGUUUUACAAUCUAUCAGAUAACAUAAUCAUUUUUCUUACUAACAAGAGUGAGAAAAAAAUGUAAUAAAAUUGUGCUGACAAGUGUAUCUGUGGCCUUCUGCUUUAAAAGAAGAAGGAUAUGUCAUUGAAAAAAAUGUUCUUGAUGAAAGAUCCAAACUGGAAACCAAAUGAAGUAUUGAAAAUAUUUGGGAAUAUUUUUGAUAAGACAGGCGUCUAAUUUUCCCUGUUUAAUUUAGGAAGCUCUUUUUCAUAAUUGUCUGUUAUUGUGUCUACCUGGAAAUGUUUGUAUAUGUAUGAUGUUUUUUGUUUUUUGUUUUUCAAAAAUCUGCAAACAAAAUUAAUAAUAAAAACAAUAAUGCUA